AUGUCCUCCAGCAGACAUCAGGCUUCUGCGACGGUGCCCAUCUCCCACCAGCGGAGCCCCGUCGGACGGGCACAUUCUCUUUAUCGGGGCUAGAAGGGAGGGCGAGAAGGGAAGGAAAAGCGACGGGGCUGUCCGUCUGCAGUUGUUCCAGACCCGAGGAGGCUCCGGGAAAGACGCCCCCAAAGCGCGUAUGUCUGCUUUUCCUGUUUUUCCAGGUCGGCGUAGAAAGCUAUUUUCAUUCGGGCGCCAAAAGCUUCUCAGCGCUCCACCAGCGCAGCCCCGUCCCGCCCCGCAGCCCCCGGCCCGCUGACGCGAGGGGCGGUGCUCCCGGGGGCCGGUCUACGCGGGGCGGCUCUGCCAGCGCCCAACGCGGGGCAGCGAGCGGGGCCGGGAGGAAGCGGCGCGAUGGGGCCGGCGGCGGGGGACGCGGAGGCGGCGGCGGCAGCGGCAGCGGGGGGCGGGCCUUGGCUGCUGCUGGCGCUACCGCCGCUGCUGCUGCUGUUCGCGCUGGUAGUUCGGCAGCUGUUGAAGCAGCGGCGGCCGCCCGGCUUCCCUCCCGGCCCCGCGGGGCUGCCCCUCAUCGGCAACAUCCACUCCCUGGGCGCGGAGCAGCCGCACGUCUACAUGCGGCGCCAGAGCCAGAUCCACGGGCAGAUUUUCAGUCUUGAUCUGGGAGGUAUAUCUGCUAUUGUGCUGAAUGGCUAUGAUGCAGUGAAAGAAUGCCUUGUCCACCAAAGCGAAAUUUUUGCAGACAGGCCACCUCUUCCUUUGUUUAAGAAGCUGACAAACAUGGGAGGCUUACUGAACAGUAAAUAUGGCAGAGGAUGGACAGAACAUCGCAAACUAGCUGUAAAUACCUUUCGAACUUUUGGAUACGGUCAAAGGUCCUUUGAACACAAAAUUUCAGAAGAAUCUGUGUUUUUCCUUGAUGCCAUUGAUACCUACAAAGGCAGACCAUUUGAUCUGAAGCACUUGAUAACAAAUGCCGUUUCAAACAUUACUAAUUUGAUUAUUUUUGGAGAACGUUUUACGUAUGAAGAUACUGAAUUUCAGCACAUGAUCGAGAUUUUCAGUGAAAAUGUUGAAUUAGCUGCUAGUGCCUCUGUAUUUUUGUAUAAUGCUUUUCCUUGGAUCGGCAUCUUGCCAUUUGGGAAACACCAGCAGCUGUUUAAAAAUGCAGCAGAAGUCUAUGACUUUCUUCAUAAGCUUAUAGAACGAGUCUCUGAAAAUAGGAAACCUCAGUCACCUCGGCAUUUUAUAGAUGCAUAUUUAGAUGAGAUGGAUUGCAACAGAAGUGAUCCAGAAUCUACAUAUUCAAGAGAAAACUUAAUUUUCUCUGUUGGAGAACUCAUCAUAGCUGGGACAGAAACCACAACAAAUGUUUUGAGAUGGGCGGUGUUAUUUAUGGCUCUUUAUCCAAACAUUCAAGGACAUGUUCAAAAAGAGAUCGAUUUAGUCAUCGGCCCAAACAAAAUGCCUGCUUGGGAAGAGAAAUGUAAAAUGCCAUACACUGAGGCUGUUCUCCACGAAGUCCUAAGAUUCUGUAACAUAGUUCCACUAGGUAUUUUUCACGCAACCUCCAAAGAUACUGUUGUACGUGGUUACUCUAUUCCUGAAGGCACUACAGUUAUUACAAACCUCUACUCUGUACAUUUUGAUGAAAAAUACUGGAACAACCCAGAAGUGUUUUUUCCUGAGAGAUUUUUGGACAGCAGUGGACAGUUUGUCAAGAAAGAUGCAUUUAUUCCUUUUUCAUUAGGAAGAAGACAUUGUCUUGGAGAACAGCUAGCUCGAAUGGAACUGUUUCUGUUUUUCACUUCGUUACUGCAACGAUUUCACCUGUGUUUUCCUCAUGGUGCGAUUCCAGAUCUCAAACCAAGAUUAGGCAUGACAUUGCAACCACAGCCAUACCUCAUUUGUGCAGAAAGACGAUGAAGAGAGGUGUUUAGACUGUCAGGUGGAGGAAAAUGGUCCAAGCUGCUGUCAAGGAGUCACUUGGAUUUUAUUUCUAAAUGUAUUCAAAUUGGAAGAACAGAAAUGUUAAUGACUUAAACUAUGGUUAUUUAUGCACAAGUGCAUGGUUUCUUUUUACUUAGUUUUCACAAAGCAGACAAAAAAACACUCUCUACCAAAAAUAUAAAAAAAAUCCUGUGUUUAAGGGUGACAUUUCCACUCCAUCAAUUUGUUUUGAAUCUAACAUCUGAUUCAGCUUUUAUUUUCUUAGCAAGCUAUUUUACUUUGAGAGAGUAUUUUUAUGACAUAAAGAAUAUGGCUUAAAUUUUUAUACUCAGAUUUAUCUCUAGAAAUCCUGUAUAUCCUUAUUCAAGCAAAACUGGAAUAUAUGAUUCUCUAUUAAAUUCAUACAGCUAAAAUGAUUUUAAAGGUAUAUUUAAAUUUCUGUAACUGAGAAAUCAUAAUUUGUGACCUCGACAAACAAGUCUAUAAUUAAAGCAUUUCAAUCCUUCCUUCAUCA
Messenger RNA from Centrocercus urophasianus (Greater sage-grouse), 2473 nucleotides. RefSeq names its product vitamin D 25-hydroxylase. Gene Ontology annotation, molecular function: heme binding; iron ion binding; oxidoreductase activity, acting on paired donors, with incorporation or reduction of molecular oxygen, reduced flavin or flavoprotein as one donor, and incorporation of one atom of oxygen. Gene Ontology annotation, biological process: xenobiotic metabolic process. Gene Ontology annotation, cellular component: cytoplasm; intracellular membrane-bounded organelle. The record is from RefSeq and is a predicted model, not a curated record. NCBI's taxonomy places the organism in Eukaryota, Metazoa, Chordata, Aves, Galliformes, Phasianidae.